Messenger RNA from Pleurotus ostreatus (oyster mushroom), 1011 nucleotides. RefSeq lists its product as uncharacterized. NCBI's taxonomy places the organism in Eukaryota, Fungi, Basidiomycota, Agaricomycetes, Agaricales, Pleurotaceae. Bases 1 to 1011 code for a protein of 336 amino acids. The record is from RefSeq and is a predicted model, not a curated record. The transcript is spliced from 4 exons.
AUGUUGGCUGGUCCAGGAGGAGGCCAUACAAACGGCUCGGGACUGAAUGUGAUGGCUACUGGCCCAAUAGAACUCGCCAAAUCGAUGUCACAUCUAGCGAAUAACGUCGGGCCUCUGCCCAAAGUUCCUCUCGACGUCAUCGCCAUGUGCAACGCCCUUGAGAACAGAUGGUCUGGCUCGCUGGGCCUUUGGGAACCAUACGGCAGCGCGGCAACGUACGGCAGAACAUGGGAAGUGGGGUCACGAAUAUACAUCGGGCCUUGCGACAAAACAGUCGGCUUCGGCGCGUUAGGAUGGGGCAUGAAGAGACUACAUCUCAUCCCAGAAUCGGGAUUCUUUUCACCUCUCAAUUCAGCCAGAGACGGGCGAAGCCAAAUCGUGAGGGUUUGCCAGUGGCAACCCUGGCGAAGCGAUGUCGUCGACGCCUCCCUUCCAGUCGUUCCGAAGGACCCCUUCUCCCGCUGGUUCGGGACUUUCUUGGCGUUCAUCGGCUCCCUCAAAGUCUGCAGAGACGAAACUGUUAUCCCCGAUCCUCAACUUCGCGGUCGUCAGGCUGACAUCCGGAGCCCGCUCGUCGUCUUCGACCACAAUGCCUCCCGGUACACCAUACGUAGGAACGUCGUCGUCCUGCCCCUGAACGGCGCUACUAGCGCUACUCAUACUCGAAGACGUAUGGUUGAUUUCCUCUGCCUUAUUGCGCUAGUUGGUCCAUCUAAGGUUGGGCUUCAAGUUUCACAAGAGCAGGACCUCGCGGCCGAGCACACCCCGCCUGUACUCGAGCACGCUGCGGAGCAGGCCGACGACUGGAUGGCGACGAGGGGGAGAGACGAGAUGUUGUUGCCGAGGGGGAGCUUGCGCAUGUCGGACACCGAGUCCCAGAGCACGGCGCGGUUGUCGAGGGCGAUCCAGGUGUUGGAUGAGAGCGCGACGGACUGGAUCGCGGAGAGUGGGGUCGAAAGGGAGGAGUUUGCCGCGAUUGGGAGUGGCGCGAAGGCAGAUGGGCCGGCGUAG